Sphaerodactylus townsendi is the source of this 6935-nucleotide messenger RNA. It is a transcript of the gene ZCCHC14, whose product is annotated as zinc finger CCHC-type containing 14. Bases 409 to 3645 code for a protein of 1078 amino acids. Lineage: Eukaryota; Metazoa; Chordata; Lepidosauria; Squamata; Sphaerodactylidae. The record is from RefSeq and is a predicted model, not a curated record. The transcript has 14 exons. Gene Ontology annotation, molecular function: nucleic acid binding; phosphatidylinositol binding; zinc ion binding.
GACCGCGGCGGGGACGGGGGAUUAUUUGCCGUGCGGGCGGCCGUUGGAACCGGGGCGGGAGGGGCAGGCGGAGGCGGCGGGGAGGGGAGGCGGAAGGCCGAGGGGAGGGGAGCGGGGUCAGCGGCGGAGGCGCGCUUCCUCCUCAGCCCGGCCGCAGAGAGGGAUGGAGGGAGCCGGGAUGGGGCGGGGGGAGGGCGCCGCCCCGUGAGGAGAAAGGGGAGGGCCGGGGGGAGGGGGCGCCCGGAAAGGCUUCCGCUCCGCCGCCGAACGCGGGCCCCGAUCGGGCCUCCUUCCUCUCCCCGCGCGACCCCGGGUUCCGCUGAGGCGCGCUCACACGAGAUCGGGCGCCACGCCGCUGCCUGCUUGCGGCCACCCUCUCCCCUGCCUUUCACGGCAGCAGCCAGCAGUAUGGUAGAGAAGCGGUGCCCACGGCUGCAGAGAGAGAGUGUGUACCGUUGGUUCUCUGAGCUGCCGUCUCCUCAACGGGUGGAGUUCCUGUGUGGCCUGCUGGACCUGUGCAUCCCCCUCGAGCUGCGCUUCCUGGGCGCCUGCCUCGAAGACCUGGCGCGCAAGGACUACCACUCACUGAGGGACUCGGAGAUCAAGGCCAACAACCCCGCCGACCUGGGCAGCCUGACCAACCUGACGGAUGAGGUGGUGCGCAGCAAGCUGUUGGUGUCGCUGGCGCUCCUGGGGUCCUCCCACCGGGAGGCGGCAGGGGUCCUCUUCCGGACCCUCACCCACAUCGACUCCGUCAUCCACAACUAUGGACUGCAGCUCAACGAGGGCCGGACUGGGGAUGAGUUCUUGCUGCUCUUCACCAUGGCCUCCAACCAUCCGGCCUUCAGCUUCCACCAGAAGCAGGUGCUGAGACAGGAGCUCACCAAGAUCCAGAGCAUCAUUGCGAGCACCAGCAAGAGCCACGGCCCUUCUGCCAUGAGCCCCAUGGGAACAUGUCCUGGUUGCCACAAGGUCACGCCACGAUCUGAGACCCCCAUAAACAGCGUUGGUAACAGUUUAGAAAAUGCACUACAUACAUCAGCACAUUCCAUUGAGGAUUCAUUACCCAAGAGGCCUUCAGGGAAACACUCCAAAGUGAGUGUUGAAAAAGUGGAACUCAAGGGAUUAUUGCACAAGAAGAAUGAUAGGAGCAUGGAAUAUUCCUUUGAGGUCUUCUGGUCCGAUUCUUCAGUGACAUUGGUAACAAAGUCUUCUGCAGAAGUGACUGAAUUUGUUUCAAAGUUAUGUCAGCUGUAUCCAGAAGAAAAUUUGGAGAAAUUCAUUCCUUGCCUAGCCAGUCCUGAUUCAUUUUACUUGGAAAGAAACCACAUGGACCUAGAAUCGGACCUUAGAUAUUUGGCAUCAUUACCUUCCCACGUCUGGAAAAAUGAUCACGUGAAGAAAUUUUUCACCUCUUCGUCUCACUCCCAACAGCUUCAGAGUUCAAGUCCCAGCAGCACUUCCCUUUAUAAAGCAAGCACUACACUGGGAGCUUCUGGAAGACCUGUCUGUGGCGUAGCUGGGAUCCAGUCUUCACAAAAUAACCUCCAGCAUCACGUCCAGCACCCGAACUCGACCCCAGCCGCACUCCCGCACUGCUCACAUUCAGGUGGGGCUGGAUCCUCGCUAGCCUGCCGCUCCCAGCUGGAGAAUUCUUCGUCUGUGUUAAUGACUCCCAGUCCUCAGAUCCCCCAGGCCCAGGAGCAAAACGGGAUUUUGGAUUGGUUGCGGAAGCUGCGCUUACACAAGUACUACCCAGUUUUCAAACAGCUCACAAUGGAGAAGUUCCUGAGCCUAACUGAAGAAGAUCUGAACAAAUUUGAAUCCCUCACCAUGGGUGCUAAGAAGAAGUUGAAGACCCAGCUGGAGUUGGAAAAGGAAAAGUCUGAGAAAAGGACCCUGAACCCAGCAGUGUCCCCUUCUGUGAGCAGCAGCGGAGUGGCCAGAGUUCCUCCGACUACUCACGUUGGACCGAUUCAGAGCAUCCGUGGGAACCAUGCAGCAGAGCUACGCGUCGAUGUGGAUCAGCCGUCCACCACAAUCCCCCGGGAAGGAAGCUCUUCUGAAUACUCCAGUUCUUCCUCUAGCCCAAUGGGGAUCCAGACCCGGGAAGAGAGCUCAGACAGCGCAGAGGAGAAUGAGAGACGUGUGGAGGUCCACUUGGAAGCCUCAGAGAAGGAGAAGCCAGCCAUGAUCCUGAAUCACUUCAGUUCCGGUUCAACCAGGCCGACUGCACAGGUCUUACCAGUGCAGAAUGAUGCUGGGUCCAGUCCGUCCGUGCACCACCCCUUGCCCGUGCAAAUGAUGGCCGCAUGCUCCCCACACAUCACCCCCAUUAGGAUACUAAACUCUUUGCACAAGCCAGAGCGGGGGAAUGCAGACAUGAAGCUCCUUUCGUCCUCUAUGCACUCGCUUCUGUCUUUGGACGACCGGACAAAGUUUUCGUCUGGGCCCCCUCGAGGCAGCAUCAAGAUGGAGAAGAGCUUUGGGAACCCAAUCAUGGAUGGGAUGUUACCCUCUCCCCAUCAGCCCCUGCAAGUGCCCUCAGGAGUUCCAGAAAAUGGUUCCUCGGUCCCUUCCGUUAACUUUGGCCCACGCACCAAAGUGGUUCAUGCUUCCAGCCUCGACAGAGGGGUGAAAACAACCCAGCCGCCAGGAAUGAUCGUAGAAACAAGUACCACGGCCACGGCCACCUCCAGCACAGUCUUCCACAUGGCACGGCCACCCAUCAAGCUCCUGGUGUCCUCUUCUGUUCCGACUGAUUCAACGAUUGUGGGGCAAAGUUCCUGCUCCGGCAAUAUGCAAUUCAGCGUGUCUCCAGCAAUAAUCACCCCCCGGACUGCUCUCUACACAGCCAACACCAAAGUGGCCUUCUCUGCCAUGAGCAGCCUGCCAGUGGCCCCGCUGCCCAGUAGCAGCUUCUGUGCAAACAGCAACACUGCCUCCUCCAGCAGCCACCCCUCCACAGCCUUCCCCAACAUCACCAACCUGCCCAGCUGCCCCGCUCCCAGUUCCAGCCCCACGCUUUCCACUGCUGCUGAGAACACGUUCUACAACGGUGGCGGGGGCUCGCCCGGGAGCAUCCCGGUGCCCAGUCAGACCCACCACCAUCACCACCACCACCAUCAGCAGCAGCCGACGCCCAGUUGCAUGGCGUGCAGCUCCUGCGGCUGCAGCGGCAACUGUGGCUCAAGCGGCCUGACUGUCAGUUACGCCAACUACUUCCAGCACCCCUUCCCUGGACCGUCCAUGUUCCCUUUCCCCUUCCUGCCCUUCAGCCCUCUUUGCAGCAACGGCUACGUCAACACACAGCAGUACAACAGCAGCUCCGCAUUCCCUGUGACCCCCUCUCCUUACAACGGUGGCAUGGCGCCAGACUCAGUCAUGAGUGGGCAGUCCACGUUUGCGGUGCCGCCCAUGCAGAGCUUCAUGGCUGGUACGGCAGGGGUGUAUCAGGCGCCAGGGAUGAUGAGCCACGGCAGCGGUGCGGGCCACAAAAAAAGUGGGCACCUGUCCUGUUACAACUGUGGCGCCAGUGGUCACAGAGCCCAAGACUGCAAACAGCCACCAAUGGACUUCAACAGACAAGGUACAUUUAGGCUAAAAUAUGCUCCGCCAGCAGAAAGUCUAGACUCCACAGACUGACGAUAACUCCACAGACUUGCUAUUUUGUGAUGGCGAAAGCCCUGGGCUAAUCAGGAAGCUUCAUAUUGGAACCCGAAAAGUCCACUUGUUGAGCUUAAUGUAUUUUUUUUAAUCCAAAGGUGCUCUACUUCACUACGGUCAGAGGGAACUGACGUUUAGGGGGCUAUUCAACCCACUUUUACCGAUUGCCAAAUUAUAACAUGGAUCUUAAAUGUCGGGCCUUCCAGAUAGCAGGUGAAACUGGCCAAUUAACCCUUUUCUGUUGUACAUCUGCUCCUGCCCUUUUUGCUGAAGAUUGUUGCCAUUACUUGGACCUGUGGGGCUGAAAACUCAAAACUCCCGGGCAGCUAUGUCGGAAUCUGGAACGAGAGCAAGAGGCUGAUGGCAAAUUAGCCAUUUGCGGGCGAACGCUUGACAGGCCAAGGUUUGGCCAAAAUGCCUACUUUUCCUCCAAGCAAAUCAGGCACUGAACUCUGGGAUUUUAAAGGAUUGCACUACAGAAGAAUGUAUAAUUCUGUUCCGAAUGUCUGCGUUUGUAGCAGGCGGGUACACUGAGACCAGUGCAGGAGAGGCACAUUUCCAGCCGUCGAAAAACAGUCACCAGCAGAUGUGAACUUCUAAUAAAGAAAUCUUAAUGCCCUCUCCUCUCUCUUCCAAAAGAACAGUGGUGAAAGUUUCAGUUGACGCUAGAAAUGUUUAUGCUGCUGCUUGUCGGCAUUUAUUCCUGAACAGGACUCGGUUACUAGCAGCAACUUAAAUGUAGUUUCCAGGGGUCUGCGGCCAGAGCUGAAGAUUGUAAAAGAUUGUGGUUUUUUUUUUCCUUUUCAGAAGUUUCUCUUGCUCCCUGACUCCUACGAUCGCGUUGCCCAUAUCUUUGGUUUCCUUUGCAGGAAACAGUACUCUGCCUUAGUAACAAAUUCUAAGCUUUCAAACUGUAGCUGCAGUUUGCAACCUGUUGUUUUACUGAACAUAGCAAAAAUUGCAUAGCCUUUCGCGACUAGCAGAAGUCACUACCCAGGAAAGAGGUGGCAGCUGUCAUUAUAAAGGGUUCCCACCCAGCCUCUUCUAUCGAAAUACACUCUAGAGUAUUCGCUUUGAUGUUAGCUACUGUGUGUGCAUUGCCGCAAACUUCAAAUUAGCUUUGGCUGAAGCCAGCCCGUUGCAUACAGCAGUCUAGAAACAAUACAGAUCUUACAAGCAGGAGGAAAAUCUCUUGCACAAAUGCCACGCGCUACGUUGUUUCAGUGAUAGGGCUGAAACCUAAAACUGCUGUGCCCACAGGUGAUGUUACAUAAACUGGGGUGGUUCUGGCAAAUGAAUAUGGUCAACGGCAGCUGUUGGGCAUUAGCCAAGCCUCCUUUCUGCAAGUAUAUGUGGUACUAGAAUACAUGCUCUGUUGCUGGGUAUGACAGGGGCCAUCAUAACUAGAUACAUAAUGUGGGUGGCAGUAAAUGUUGUUGCAUAACAGCAAAGGCCAUGACUUUUUUCCUGAAAACAAACGAACAGUCUGGUGUAUUCCUUUGCUCAGAGGCAUCCAAUGGGUUUGGGUUUUUUUUUUUAAAAUACAUCUCUGGGAUGAAGCUUAGCAUGAGACUCAUGCAUCUUUUGGGCUUAAUGGAAACCAAGUCCAAAGCUGUAACAUCUGGUUUUCUAGUAGCCCACAAUACAAUUUCAGUCACUUCUAUGCAAUCUGCAGCCAGUCUGGCUUAAGCAAACUCUUAUCUAAGCAAGUUUGCCAUGAAUGACUGAGAGAAGGCGAAGAUGUGUAUUGGUGGCCAAGAGAGAGGACAUGUCAAAUGGUAUCACAGGCUGAUGAAAACCGACAGAGCAAUUUGCUUUGCCUUAAUAGUAGGAACAUUUUGCCACUCUGUUUUGCACCUUUUACUUAAGGGGUAGCCUUCCAAAAGGCAUGGGAUACGUACUGAAAGCCAAAUGUUUCCAUUUGAAAACAAAUUAGCACGCAUUUUUCUGGAACAGCAGAAAGCCUUCACCCAGGGCUCUUGGUUGGAAACUCUGGCGUACGAAUAACCAUCAUCAACUUGACUGGGCAUCUUCAACUGGAAAAACUGGCUAAACUAUCUUACAAUUAGGGCUUUAGAAAUCUGAGAUUUUUUUUCCUUCAUCUAAAAAGGACUGCUUUCUUAACUGCCCCUUCUUCUUUUGGAAGAAAUUAUCUGAGGCAAAUGAAAGAACCACAGGAAAAAUUUUAAAGAAACUUUGUUCACUCCGAAACAGUAUUUGAAGCUGUAGAAAGUGUGCCUAAGAAUACAGUUACCUUAUCAAGAAAGACCAUACAACAGAGCUCAAGCAUAUAUGAAAAUGGACAUUUUUUUAAAAAAUGACACUGUUUGGUUUGAAUCUGUGUGUAUGAAAAGGACCUUUAACGGUGCAGCUUGGCUUCUCUCGUGGAAGAGAUGAAGCGUUAAUGCAGAACCACCAGCAACCCUGGCCUCAAUGGGAUGAAACGCAGCUUCUACUUAUUAUCCUUAAUGUGGCAUGGCAAACUCGGGUAGAAGUAGUUCAGCGCCUACUAAUAGUAGUGAUAUAGAUGUAUGUGGGUGCACGUGGAACUCCUGCUAGGUCUUAGCUAAUGGGAAACAGUACAGUACAAGCUACCUUCGGGCAGUGACUGAUAAACGCAGGAUCUGUCUGGAGUAUCUGUCAACCCCCCCCACCCCCCACACCAUGUUUCAUGCCGCCCCAGAGCAUACCCACAGAUACCACAUGCUGCAGCUCUCGUCUCCAACUUGCUAUCAAGCUGGUAAAGGCCUUUUUUUUUAAAAAAAAUGGAACAUAUUUAUACUCACCUAAACUGCUUUGCUGGAUGUGGCCAAAGGUAGGAAUACAAGGAGCAGUAAUUCAGAAUGCUACCAACAUCCAAAUAACUGUCAGUGUUGUAACCCACCCUUGGGACUAUUUCUGCAUUUUUUACACAUGUAGAAAGAAAAGCCUGCCUCUCGCAGGGCAGGUAAGUGUGUUUCUUUUAGGACGUAACAUCCCUCUAAGAAUUAAGGAAAUUCCUCAGCCCAUUUUGAGCCAUUUCUUUUUACAUCUAGUAUUAUGGGAAAAUGUGCAUGUAACUUUAUAAAUAUUAAAAAAAAAGUUUUGUAAAUAUUUAAUAUUCGCCUAAUUUGAUUUGGAAUUGUAAAUGUCAAGUAUUCUGGUAUUGGAAUUUUUAUGUUUUAUUAUACUUUGUUAAAGGUAAAAUUGUACAUUUUUAGGAUGUUUUUAUCCAAGUAAAAUUUAAUGUACUGAAAAAAGUAAUUAAAGACCAUAGUAGUGUCUUUUCA